AUGCCCCGUUCUCUUGCGGCGGCUGCCAGGCCGCCGCUGCUGGUGCUGAUGUGCGCUCAGGCGAUGCUCGUCGGGGUGGCAGCUCAGGCAUUCGGGGCGAAGGUGACCCUUCCGCAGACCUACCCACUCCGUUUCUUCGUGGUGGGCGACUGGGGGAGAGCAAACGAUGAGCACCCCAAUGGCUACAACCAGACCCGAGUCGCGCAGAUGAUGGCCAAGAAAGCAAACAGCGCCUACGGCAAGCCGCACUUUGUGCUGAGCACCGGAGACAACUUCUACAGCUUUGGGCUGAGGAACCUGAGCGACCACUGGUUCACGCAGAAGUUCACCAACAUCUACAAGGCCCCAGGGCUGCAGGUCCCCUGCUCCCCUCUGUACCAGCUUGACCCAGCGCUGCGCAAGCGCGAUUGGCGCUGGCACGCGUUCCGUAACAGAAAGCUGAGCCUGGCGGGCGGCAAGGUGGACUUCUUCUUUUGGGAUACGACCCCCUCAGACGUAUACAGCUUCUACUCAUGCUGGGGCGGAUUCAAGGGUGGAGUACGCUCCCAGAGCUGGCCCAACAACGUGGUUUGGCUCCAGAAUCAGCUAGCUGCCAGCAAGGCCUCCUGGAAGCUCAUUGUGGCCCACCAUCCGCCCCUCAGCAGCGGGUACCAUGGGGUGAACCCAGAGGUCCAGGUUGCCGUGGAGGCGCUGGUUAGAAAGUACCGGGCCCAGGUCUACUUUGCGGGGCAUGAUCACAACCUGGAGCACCUGCACUACUGCGACUCCAGCUUCUACGAGCCCAACUAUCACAUCAUCGUCUCGGGCGGCGGCUCCCGGCGCUACACAAAGGGCUUUGGCACCAGCAACGGCAAGCCCUCUGACUACUACCCCACAGACCCCUCUUCGGUGUGGGGCGCCCUCACCGACGGCUUUGUGGCCGUCACCCUCAAGGCCCAGGAAAUGGUGGUGCAGUUCUACUCCACCGAUUUUAAGAACGGCACCACGGCGGUGCACGUGGCCCGCAUCCCGCGCCUGCUCAAGCCGGGGCCCGACCUGGAUUGA
This is a messenger RNA of Chlorella variabilis, 1044 nucleotides long. RefSeq lists its product as hypothetical. Lineage: Eukaryota; Viridiplantae; Chlorophyta; Trebouxiophyceae; Chlorellales; Chlorellaceae. The transcript is spliced from 9 exons. The record is from RefSeq and is a predicted model, not a curated record. Gene Ontology annotation, molecular function: ferric iron binding; acid phosphatase activity; ferrous iron binding. Bases 1 to 1044 code for a protein of 347 amino acids.